AUGACUCCAAUGAACCUCAACUCAUCACCUUUUAUUCUUGAGCGAAAUGAAGAACACGAUGAUCAACACCCCCUGCAGUUUGGUGUAAACCAUCAUAUUGCUUCAUCAUCUUCACUCUCAUGCCAUUAUUUCUUCAAUUCAACUCAAGAUCCCACGGGAUACUAUCGCCAUGAAUUAUACCAACCUCAGCAGCAUCAAGAGGAUGAACAUUACGCCUAUGGCAGUGGAUCAUACGAUGUUGAGAAUAAAGUUGACACUGGUCUUAAAUUAACUCUGUGGAAGAAAGUAAAUCCAUCUGAAAGUGUAUCGGAGAUCAAUAAUAAUAAUCCAGUUAAGUGGAUGUCGUCGAAGAUGAGAUUGAUGCACAAGACGAAGAAUUCGGAUCGCGUUGCUCUAAAAAUAACUAGUAGUGGUACAACAAAGUAUGAAAAUCAUCAGAAGCAGCCAUCCUCUUCUUUGGAAACUGAUUUAAGCAGCAACAGUACUUCAAACAAUAAUAGCCCAAUUAGGGUUUGUGCUGAUUGCAACACAACCAAGACCCCCCUUUGGAGAAGUGGUCCCAAAGGCCCUAAGUCUCUUUGCAACGCCUGUGGAAUUAGGCAAAGAAAGGCCAGACGAGCAAUGGCUGCAGCAGCAGCUGCAGAUGCUAAUGGGACAGCCAUUACGACUGAAGUAUCGCCAAUGAAGAUCAAGGUGCACUACAAAGACAAGACUGGCAAAAGUGAACAUGCUGCACAACUCAAGAAGCGUAGCAAAAUCACUGCUGGACCAUCCAAUGAUAAGAAGAAACUUGGCCUCGAGGAUUUCUUGAUAAAUUUGAGCAAGAAUUUGGCCUCAAAUCGAGUAUUUCCACAAGAUGAGAAGGACGCUGCGAUCCUGCUAAUGGCUUUAUCUUCUGGUCUUGUCCAUGGUUGA
Messenger RNA from Fraxinus pennsylvanica, 915 nucleotides. NCBI's taxonomy places the organism in Eukaryota, Viridiplantae, Streptophyta, Magnoliopsida, Lamiales, Oleaceae. The record is from the annotation of a GenBank genome assembly.